AUGUCGGACUACGAUGAAGAUGUUGACAUGGAUUCCACGGCGCAGACCGCAAUAAAAUUUAGCUCCGACAACACCAAUACCAAAGGCAAGAAAAUUGUUGCUGAUCUACCCAUUGGAGCUGAGGACAAUUUACCAUGGGUUGAAAAGUACCGACCAAGCUCGCUGGACGAGGUUCAAGGACACCAGGAUAUACUAGCCACAAUUAACAGAUUCAUCGACUCACAUCGACUACCACAUCUCCUCCUUUACGGGCCCCCCGGUACUGGAAAAACCACUACAAUCCUCGCCCUCGCCCGACGAAUCUAUGGCAGCAAAAACAUGCGACAAAUGGUCUUGGAGCUCAACGCAUCCGACGACAGAGGCAUCGACGUAGUCCGCGAACAAAUCAAGACUUUUGCAAGCACAAAACAAAUCUUUUCCGUGGCCGCUCCCGCCGCAAAGGAGAAUUCCCUGGGGGCAUUCAAAUUGAUCAUUCUCGACGAGGCCGAUGCGAUGACGGCUACUGCGCAGAUGGCGCUUCGACGGAUUAUGGAGAAAUAUACCGCCAAUACGAGAUUCUGUAUUAUUGCGAACUACACACAUAAGCUCUCGCCAGCUUUAUUGUCGAGAUGUACGAGAUUCAGAUUCAGUCCGUUGAAAGAAGUGGAUAUUCGGUCGUUAGUAGACAAGGUCAUUGAAGCGGAGAAUGUGCGGAUACAACCUGAAGCAACCGAAAGUCUUGUCAGACUGAGCAAAGGUGAUAUGCGGCGAGCCUUGAACGUUCUUCAAGCUUGUCACGCGAGCAGCAUCCCACUCCCCAUGCGCAACGCGCCCAAAGACCAACCACCCCCCGAACACGAACUCAUCACCGACGCAACAAUCUACAACUGUAUCGCCGCCCCUCAUCCCUCCGACAUCCGCGAAAUCAUGACCACCCUCUUGUCCACCAGCGACGUAACAUCGUGCCUCAACACAAUCAACACAUUGAAGACAAGCAAAGGUCUUGCCCUAGCGGACAUACUCAGCGCGCUAGGUGAGCAGCUACAAACGCUAGAAGUCCCCGCUCAGACUCGGAUUAGUUGGUUGGAGGGAUUGGCGGAGGUGGAGUGGCGGKUAUCUGGCGGAGGGAGCGAGAUGGUGCAGACUGGAGGUCUGGUAGGCGUCAUCAGGAAUGGAUGUGAGUUGAUGGGUGAUAAGGGUGUGGCGAUGGAGUUGUAA
Molecule: messenger RNA, 1197 nt
Organism: Talaromyces amestolkiae
Lineage: Eukaryota; Fungi; Ascomycota; Eurotiomycetes; Eurotiales; Trichocomaceae
Exons: 4
Coding region: 1-1197 (398 amino acids)
Biological process (GO): DNA-templated DNA replication; DNA repair
Cellular component (GO): Ctf18 RFC-like complex; Rad17 RFC-like complex; nucleus
Molecular function (GO): ATP hydrolysis activity; DNA binding; DNA clamp loader activity
Source: RefSeq, a predicted model, not a curated record